AAAAAGAGUCUUUUUUGUUCACGUUGUUUCAUAGCUAAGAUACAUUUCAGCGAACGAUUUUUUUUAAACAUUUCUUUUUUUUUUCUGUAAUUUGUUUGUGGAAGUUUAUGGGCUCUUUCUGCUAUGCCAUGAUCGGCCUCCGUAGAAUUUCUAGCCGGUUACGUGAAGGGUUGCUUGCAGCCGUAAAAAUAGCGUCCAGCCGAAAAUCAGGCUGGCCGAAAAUCCGGCCCGAAUUUCGUGCCAAUUUCAGCCUGCUGUACGCACCAGAGCAGUACACGACUUGCACGAGCGGCGUUUGGCCGCUUUUUCCUCAUAAAAAUCUUGUCAGGUUCACGUCUUUGUGUGCGGCAAACUACUCUGUUUAAUCUAUUCAGUUUGAAGUUUCUAUUGUUGGCACUUGACAUUUGAUUUGAUUUAGGCCUAUUUGUUUUUCCCAGUUGAAUGUCCGGUUCUGCAAAUGCAAAUCGUCUGACUCUGAGAGUGAGGCUCCUGGCGGUACAAAACUUACAUUUGUAGAAAGUUCAAUCCGUGAAUCUGCUGAGGGCAUCCUAAAUGAUGAUGCAGUCGACUGAAGACCCAUCGUCCUCAGAUUCUGAGGAAGAUGUUGAUCAAGAAAGUGAAACAGAAGAAGAUACAGUGGAUCUCAUGAGGAAAGAACUCUCAGAGGUUCCCUUUGAAGAUCUUCAGAAGUUACAGCAAAGAGUUGGGUCCAAAGUUUAUGACAAAGCUUUGUUUGGUGGUAGAAGAGGAGAGACUAACAAACCCACAGAACAAGACUCAAGAAAAAAGAAAUUCAAACGGGCCAACAAAAAUAGACCUCAAGAAAUUUCCUCUAAGAUCCCAGUAUCAAGAGUCAGAAAUGUUGUUCCUGUGAAGCAGAAGGUGAGCAGGGAUCCUCGUUUUGAUGACCUUUCAGGAAAGUUCAAUGAGCAGGCUUUUGAUUCCAACUAUGCAUUCCUUGGUGGUGUGUACAGUCGAGAGAAAAAGGAAGUGAAAAGAAAGCUUAAGCAGGCUAAAACUGAGCAAAAGAAGGAGGAACUACUGAGAUUACUUCAAAGAAUGGAGGAACAGGAAAAAGCGAGGAUUAAAAAACAGAGAGAGAAGGAGAUCAGUAAGGAGCUCAAAAGGCAAGAGAAGGAGUUGGUGAAGCAGGGCAAGAAACCAUACUUUGUCAAGAAGUCUGAAAGAAAGAAAAUGGAGCUAGCAAAUCGCUACAUGGAACUAAAAAAAGGUGGGAAAGUGGCCAAGUACCUGGCCAGGAAACGGAGGAAGAAUGCGGCAAAGGACAGACGACAUCUCCUCGAGGCCCACUCCAAGCAAAGAUGACAACGAACAUUUUUUCUUCAUUUGCAAAGUGAACUUUAACGGGCAAAGUUCCUGUUUGGUUUACCACUCUGAGACACUGCAGUGAGAUCAUUUGACUGUCAUCCAGACUCGAACCAUGCUGAGCCAGAUGAUUACGUGUUUUCGGACGUUUGCAAGAAAAUGCAUGACGGCAGUAGGUUCACAUCAUGUAGUCAUUCGCCAUCAGGUCACUCACCAUCAGGAUCCAAGCUUUCUGUCAUGAACCUGCUUCAAGUGACUCAUCUUUUCGUAUCACUCCGCCUUGACUGUACCCGCAGUUGGCAUGUGUUUCAUGUUGUGUGUGUUUCCUGUAGAAAUCUUGUGUUCAAGGCCAGUCAAAUACGGUAACUGUCUUCAUGCAUGAUUACUGAAGACACAAACACGUACAUGGUUUUGCUGUAGCUCAUAGGCUGUUACAGCAACAUGCCUGUACAGCCACAAGUCAUGACACAAGUACGAUGGCAAAUUUGUGUGAGAGAUCUUCAAAGAUUGCAUAUUAGUUGUGGUUGUGUGGAGCAUUUCAAAUGGAUAAAUCUUUUGACGUAAACUUUCUGAUAUGCUGCAUGCUCCUAAGUGUUCAUGUCCGUGGCGAUUCUUCAUGGGAAAUUAAACAUGACAUAUCUUGUCCAAGUCUGUAAUGAAUUCAA
This is a messenger RNA of Acanthaster planci (crown-of-thorns starfish), 1991 nucleotides long. RefSeq names its product ribosomal RNA processing 36 (gene rrp36). Lineage: Eukaryota; Metazoa; Echinodermata; Asteroidea; Valvatida; Acanthasteridae. Gene Ontology annotation, biological process: maturation of SSU-rRNA from tricistronic rRNA transcript (SSU-rRNA, 5.8S rRNA, LSU-rRNA). The record is from RefSeq and is a predicted model, not a curated record. Gene Ontology annotation, cellular component: 90S preribosome; nucleolus.